Molecule: messenger RNA, 258 nt
Organism: Rotaria sordida
Lineage: Eukaryota; Metazoa; Rotifera; Eurotatoria; Philodinida; Philodinidae
Source: the annotation of a GenBank genome assembly
AUGGCAAAUAAUUUAUCAUUAUACAAUACGAUCGAUCAAAAUAAUCCUAAAAUGAAACAACUAUCGGAACAUGGACUGUUGUUCGAUUAUUCCUUAUCAACAUUAUUACAUCCACCAGCUCCUGUAUGGUCUUCGACACGACUUGCUAAAAUACAAGAACGACGACCAAUUAAAGAUCCCAUUUUCAUCUAUUUAAAUCCGAUGAAUACGGUUCAAUAUACAAGGAAUGAUAAUAGUAUGAAUUUCAAGUCAAAUUAA